CCUGGUGACCACCAGUAGUGCCCAAACGGAUUAUAAACCUUGAGAUUUGAACCUUGACAGCUUUCCAAACCAGUAAAACACAAGAAGAAGAACCAUGAGCACGGCUGCCGUUCAGCAAAACCGGCCUUUCAACAGGGCCGUCAGAAAGAUCAAGGUGGCUUCGACGGUGAACAGCCUGGCCAAGAGCUGGCAAAGCUGGGCAAAUAAACACACCGACAAGCAAGACACAAUUCCAAGUGGCUGGAUGCCCGACACCAUCAUUGAGGACGAGAAAGAAAAGCAGAAGGAGAAGAGUGAGAUGAAACUCUUGGUCACACCUCGUGUGGUAUCGGUGAAUAGCGAAGACUGUGCGGACAACCAGAUCAAGACCAUAACCGUGACUAAAGCCAUCAUACCAAAAUGUAACGAAUACGAAAAAGACCUAGUGAGCGUCAUCAAGGAGAAGAUCAACACCAAUCAGCUAACAUCAGAGGACACCAAAAACUUCCUUGGCAAUGAAUCUCCCACCAGGAGACGUUACUGUGGUGGGAAAGCUGGAACUUUGGCGAAGGCGCUUGGAAGGAAAGAUGAAAAGACAAUGGGAUCCCGAAGUAGCAGUUUAGAUGCAGAGGACAGUGGUCUUGGGGAGGAAGCGUCUCUGAGCGACAACAGUGAUCAGAACGAGAACGAACCGAAGAAACAUGUCAGCAGACACAAGAUUAAAAUAGCUACGAUGAAUGACCUGAAGAGCAGGUGGCAGCAGUUCGCUAAAGAACACAUUGAGGGUCAGAAGCUCAACCCUUUCAGUGAAGAGUUUGACUUUGAGCAUGCAAUGGCUAUUCGACUCCACAAGGGCGACGCAGGAUACGGACGGCCCAAAGAGGGAUCCAAAACAGCCCAGCGUGCCGAUCGAGCCCAGAAACACAUCCAUCGUGAGAUGGAUGAGAUGUGCUUUAUCAUUCGCGACAUGGGCCAACGCGAUAAGGAUGGACAUAUCUGGGUUACCUUCGGCCGCCUGUUUGACCGUUAUGUUAAAAUUUCAGAUAAAGUUGUGGGAAUCUUGUUGCGCUGUCGCAAACACAAGAUGGUGGACUUUGAGGGCGAGAUGCUCUGGAAGGGCCAGGAUGAUGAUGUUAUAAUCACGUUACUGGUUUAAUGUUCUGAAAAUAUGCUUUGCUAAAAUAUAGCUAAUAAUAGCAGUGUCAGGGAUUAACUUAUAACUAAUAGUAACUUCUUUUUUUUUAGUAGUGUGAUAGUAGCUCAAUUCUUUUCAAAAUACUGUAGCUUUUCCACUGAAAUAAAGUAAUGAAGUAGCAUGUCAAAAUGGUACAUUGCUGUGUUUUACACAUUGCAAAAGCUGUGCAAAUUUAAACAAAGAUUGUUUUGAUGCUAUUUUUUUUUUGCUCCUGAUAAAAACUACUUUCAAAAAGGUAGCUUGAGUGUAGUUGAACUACUUUAAGAAGCUAUCUAGUUUCAAAUUAGCCCCUAUUACACUAUUUAUAAUUUUAUUUAACAGGAUGAAAUAGUAGAACCUUGAGAACGUUCCAGAAAUCUGAUGAACUCUCUGAGAUGAACAUGUGCUCUUCUGGUGCAUGAUGUGUUUUAAAAGUGUCGUCAGGGUUUAGUUUUAGUGGUGAGGAGCUUCAUAUUUGAGAUGGUGAAAGGGCGACUCCUCGCUCACAGUUUACACAAGGGAAUGGACGGUUCUCAUCUCUGCCUCCUCACGCAUCAAACAUCAGGCAUCCUCUGAAUGCUUAGUACACCAGCCUUGAUGUCCAGACAUGUUGUGGAAAUAAUCUCAUGUUUCAUACUUCAUGCUGGCCCUGUGAGAUCAGAGUUAGGGUUUCUUUUAUGUUUUUGCACAAUUAGAAAUUCCCAUCUGAAUAUUUUGUUCAUUUGCGUCUAUUUUCAAACAUUUGCUGUUGUUGUAUUGUCCACUGUUUGUUCGCUCAUUUUAAUAACCUCUUUCAAAAUGAAAGCAUGAUGGUCUUCUUACAGAAGGAUUUGUUAUAAAUACUUGAAUAUGUAGUAUAAAAAAAAAAAAUUAUUUGAUGUGGAAUUAUUCUUCUGUCAGUUAAGGAUGAAAUAAAACCACAGAAAAUACAACAUUGA
Messenger RNA from Megalobrama amblycephala (Wuchang bream), 2091 nucleotides. It is a transcript of the gene abraa, whose product is annotated as actin binding Rho activating protein a. Lineage: Eukaryota; Metazoa; Chordata; Actinopteri; Cypriniformes; Xenocyprididae. Gene Ontology annotation, cellular component: sarcomere. Gene Ontology annotation, biological process: positive regulation of Rho protein signal transduction; positive regulation of transcription by RNA polymerase II. The record is from RefSeq and is a predicted model, not a curated record. The transcript is spliced from 2 exons. Gene Ontology annotation, molecular function: actin binding. The coding region runs from base 95 to 1135 and encodes 346 amino acids.